AUGGUCGACAUCGUCCCACUGAGCUCCUACCCCUCCUACAUCGACCUCCUCCCCUCAAUCCAGACUUGCAACAUCACCAACCUCCCCGAGAACUACUUCCUGAAAUACUACCUCUACCAUGCCCUGACAUGGCCUCAGCUGAGCUUUGUGGCUAUCGUCCGGCCGAAGGGCGGGUACAAGACCGGAACUGGAAGAGGUGCUGCGGGCGAUGUCUCGGGACAGUACCCUAAGGUUGUGGGGUAUGUGCUUGCGAAGAUGGAGGAGGAGCCUACGGACGGAAAGCAGCAUGGUCAUAUUACCAGUUUGAGUGUUAUGCGGACGCACCGGAGAUUGGGAAUUGCAGAGCGCUUGAUGCGCAUGAGCCAAAGAGCUAUGGCUGAAUCCCACCGUGCAAACUACGUCUCGCUUCACGUUCGCGUCUCUAACACAGCUGCGCUACGCCUAUACCGGGAUACUCUUGGCUUUGAGGUCGAGAAGGUCGAGGACAAGUACUAUGCUGAUGGCGAGAAUGCGUAUGCUAUGCGCCUGGAUCUCUCGGGUCUCUGGAUGGAUUGGAAGGCCAUUGAGGCGCGGGACCGGGAGAACGAGAAGAACGACGAAGACGCACAGGAUGAGGGUGAGGAGGUUGGCGAGUUAGGCAAGAAGGACGAUGCCAAGGAUCAGGAGCGGAUGGUCAAGGUUAAGAUCGGACGUGCUUUGGGAGUUGGAGACUUGGUGGAGAAGAAUGAGUCGCAGCAAUCAUAA
Molecule: messenger RNA, 744 nt
Organism: Penicillium longicatenatum
Lineage: Eukaryota; Fungi; Ascomycota; Eurotiomycetes; Eurotiales; Aspergillaceae
Product: peptide alpha-N-acetyltransferase complex A subunit ARD1
Exons: 2
Coding region: 1-744 (247 amino acids)
Biological process (GO): N-terminal peptidyl-glutamic acid acetylation
Cellular component (GO): NatA complex
Molecular function (GO): protein-N-terminal-glutamate acetyltransferase activity; protein N-terminal-serine acetyltransferase activity
Source: RefSeq, a predicted model, not a curated record